Molecule: messenger RNA, 2880 nt
Organism: Aphanomyces astaci
Lineage: Eukaryota; Oomycota; Saprolegniomycetes; Saprolegniales; Verrucalvaceae
Exons: 1
Coding region: 57-2384 (775 amino acids)
Biological process (GO): proteolysis
Cellular component (GO): extracellular region
Molecular function (GO): flavin adenine dinucleotide binding; protein binding; oxidoreductase activity, acting on CH-OH group of donors
Source: RefSeq, a predicted model, not a curated record
CUCUCAUCCACCAAAAAACUACCCAACUCAGGUAGUGAUUCAUUAUUUGAUCAUCCAUGAUGAUGACAUGUCUCCACCGCCAUGUUGCUGGUGGUAUCCUUGUGGCUGCCGUACUGGCCGCCACGGCACAUGCCAACGAAGUGUAUGACGUGGUCAUCAUUGGCAGCGGCCCUGGCGGUCUCGUGGCUGCCGAAUACUUGACGCGAGACCCAUCUGUGUCGGUGCUGGUGCUGGAAGCCGGCGUGAGCUCACUCAAAGCCACCGGAGGCGACAACAUCCCCGACUACAUUCGAUCAGAAGGGUGGACAGUGUUUGACAUUCCUGGCGAGUACUCGAGCGUGGCCUUCCCGAGCGACAACAACGGCCGCUACCGCAUCGACUGGGUCACGUCUCCAGGCCCGCUGUACCUUGGUAAAGUCGUGGGGGGUUCGUCAUCCAUGAAUGGCAUGUUGUACUUUCACACGGCCGACUCGUAUGUGGACGAAUCGAAAUGGCCGUACGACGCCGCGACCGUCAAUGCCAACUACGACGCGAUCGAAACGAGCUUUAGCUCGACUAACCUGCCGUCCACCGACGGCAAGUGGUACCUCCAAGAAGCAUACAACCUCCUUCGCGACGGGCUACGGUCCCAAGGCGGGUACCGCGAAGUGGACAUCAACGCGCAGCGCAACGCCAAGUCGAAAUCGUUUGGCCACCCUCCGUUUACGAUCAAAAACGGUCUGCGGGACUCCCCUGCCAAGACGUUCUACGGGGCAGCGUCCACCCGCGCCAACUUUAAGCUUGUGAGCUCAGCGUUGGCAUUGCGCAUUGCCCAGUCACAGGGCAAGGCGACGGGGGUCGUGUACUCGUUCAACGGCCAGUUGGUCACAGCUACAUUGAGCGGUCGUGGCAGUGUCAUCGUUGCUGCCGGCGCCGUGAGCACCCCCAAGGUCCUCAUUCAAAGCGGAAUUGGGCCACAGUCCCAGCUCAACUUGCUCGCGUCGAACGCCAACUUUCCAGGGAUCACAACCAACUCGACCAACUGGGUAGUCAACAACAACGUUGGCAACCAUCUCUUUGACACGAUCCAAGUGCUAACCACAUUCAAGCAUCCCACCAUGAAAGUGUUCAACCACGGGAGCCGCCCCCAGGCCGCGAUCGACCAGUAUGUCACCCAGAACCACACGGGGCCGUGGGCUAGCCCGGACCCAGUGCUCGUCGGGUACGAAUACUCCUCGGGUGGCAACCAGUUUCAAAUCACGGGAUUCUGCCACGGCUUUAACUUUGGCAGCAACGACUUGACUGAAUUCGGCGUGGCAGUGUACUUGAACAACCCGCGGUCCCGCACCAAGUGCGAGUUCAAGGAGGAUGGCACGUACCACUUCAACCUCGACAGCAACUUGUACACGAACGCCGACGACGUCGCAGCCAUGGAUCAAUUCUCGUCCAAACUGCAAAUGUACAUGGAGCAGGCGGGGUCGACGUUUGUCCAACGCAGGGGCAAAGAUGGGGCGAAUCACUACGGCGGGACCUGCAUUCCGUCCAACGACGUCUCCGACGCCACGCGCUGCGCUGACGGAACGUUCAAAGUGCUGGGCACGUCCAACAUCUUUGUCGGGGAUGCCAGUUUAAUGCGGGAAGGAACUGUCAACCCAUAUGGGUUUACAAUGCAAAUCGGGCGGCAAGCCGGGCUCAACGUCCACAAGUUUCUCUCGUCAUCUGUCCCGCCACCAACUUGCUCGGCUAUUGAAGAAAACACAGACUACUUUGGCAACAACGUUGGGUCCUCGAAGCGGUCCACCGCGGCGGAAUGCUGCCGCGACUGCGCAGCCCAUCCAAGUUGCAAGCUGUACGUGUGGUUUGAAGGUACGUGUUGGCUCAAGAGUGUAGCUGGGCCCAAGUCCUCCCAGCCCGGUCGCCGGGCUGCUGUCCUGCAGACAACCUCCACUCCUCCUCCUCCUACUUGCUCGGCUAUCGAAGACAGCACCGACUACACCGGCACAGACAUUGGUGCCGUGCCACGCAAUUCGGCAGACCUCUGCUGCGCCGACUGCCUAGCCAAAGCUGGGUGCACCGUGUUUGUAUGGUACCAGGGCUGGUGCUACUUAAAGGCGACUACGGGAACCAAAGUACCCAAUGCUACUGGUCGUCGUGCGGGGCUCAUCGUCACGACCAAACCCCCCACGACCUGCUCGUCGAUUGAAAACGAUGUGGACUACUAUGGCAACGACAUUGGGCGCACCCAACGCUCGACCGCCGAAAGCUGCUGCGACGACUGCAAGAACUUUCCCGGCUGCAAGUUGUUUACGUUUGCGUGGGGGACUUGCUGGCUCAAGAACGUCAAGGGCGCGGCGGUGGCAGCCCCGGGGGCUCGAGCUGGCUUUGUUGACUCGAACGCUGCGUAAUUGAGGAAAUGCUGGUCCCAUUAGAAAUAAUAUUAUUCGACCUUGCCAACCAUCUAGACCACGACGUCCGACACUACAGAAUCCAUUUAUUCGUCAGUCUAGGCUAACCACCACGUACCCAAGACAGUACGUGCUACUUGAAGGGUGAGUGCGGAUCGACGAAGAGCAGCGCGAGGGUCACGCCGGCGCGAGUCCACAAGUGCUCGGCGUUGGAAAAUGGAGUUGAUUACUAGUACUUUGCGAAUGACCUGGUGGUGGUGGCGGCCCCCGGCCGUAAGCAACUGUGCGCUGUGUCGGCACUCCUGUGGCUGGCUGCAAAGCGUUCACGUAGGCCUACGCCGUGCUAACGUUAGCUCAAGAGCGGCAGAACAUCCACCACACACAACCCGAACGCCAUCUUAGCCUCCAUCGUGGCGACCAGCCCCUAAUAUUCCGCGACCAGCCCCUAUUGAAUGGAUUUGGAAGUUCAGUUUGGUAACAGUAAAUUGACACGUAG